GCGACGCGGUACGAGCCGUUUGAAUGCCGGUGUGAACGACGUCGCGUUAUGUGCAUCGAGAAACGUGUGAGCCACGCGGGGCUCGCUUGUGUCAUCCUGUUUCUCGCGGCAAUUUUUCAGCCGUUUGGACUUUGCCAAAAUGCCGGGGCACGCGGCACGUACGAGAGGAGAUCGGAUCUGCUUAACAGCGACGACGAGAAGUCGUCGCGCGCUCUGGAAAUCCAUCAUCGGCAGUAUAACAGCCGGGACGCAUCUUCUUCGGAGGGAGCGGAGAGGAAGCUCGAAGAGGAAAACAGAGGGACGCUCUUGUCGCGGGGCGUUAUCACGGAGUCGGCGGGGACGGAAGAGGAAGCGAAAGCGGGAGGGACCCGCGGUGAUAAACGCGGGAACAAACAUCUCCUUUUGUCGGAAAAUGGUGCGAAAAUUCUUCUUCCACGGCGAAACGUAAAUGUCACAAUCUCGAGCGAGCGAGGACGGGAGGACGGCGUCCUUCUCGGAGGUCGAGCGCGGAAAAAGCGUCGCAGGGUCAAAGAUCCGAGGAAUUCCGGGGACGUCGGGGAUCGCGCGCGCGAGAAGAUUAACGAAGACAGUCGCGAGAACGAGAUAGCGGCGAACAGCAGGCGUGGCGGUGGUGGCGAAUCGUCGCGGAAGCGGAACGGCGGUGGAUCGGGAUCGAGAAAUCGGGAAACGCGAAAGUCUCGCGCUGAUGCGCGACGUAAGCGAAAAAAGGAUAGAAGAGAACGUAACAGAACGAGCGACAACAAGCGGCACGACGUAGCGGCGCGACGAUCAAAGCGCAAAAGAAAGACGCACGACGCGACGAGAGGUCUCGUUCUCGAGAGCCUCGAUCUCGCCGGUAACGAGAACGCGUCGUACGAACGCGUCUCGAUCGAGAAUUCGUCAAACGUCACCCCGGAUUACAUCGUCCCGUCAACGGAAUCAACGACAACGCCGUCGAGUCUCCAGCGUUAUCCGAACCUCGGGGUUACGAGGAAACUAGCGAGAACGACGCCCCGUCGCGGUUUCUACACGGCCGACACCGUGGAGAGAGAAUUCUCGAAGCAGCUCGAGAUGGAGAUCUCCAAGUCCGCCUCCAAGGACCGCUCAAUUCUGGAGGACGGUAUCUUCGAUAGGUCUCCGGGGCAAUCGAGCGGACGGAAUGUAAAGUCGUCGGGCGAAGUCAACGAGAAAAGCACGGUCGCAACGUCGUCGGACGGAAAAACCGAUUUCGGAAGUUCGCGCUACGACGCCGCGAAGAUGCUGGGUUAUUCGAGAACCGAGGAGGAUCUGCCGAUACUCGAUCUGGAGAACGACGUGCUUGAGAGAGCCAUAAAGGAUUACAACGCGUACAUGAUGUCGAGGCAGAAAUCGCGUUACUACGACGAGCCGCUGCCGAUUCGUCGCGUCUCCGAGUCCCCGCAUCCGCCGCGAAAGCCGAUAAUUAAUUCGGAGGAGAGCGGCGGCGACGACGACGACGACGACGACGGAGGAGGAAGCGCGGAAGUCACGGGUGAAACGCGCAACGACGGCGGCACGAGCGGGGACUUAUCUUGCAUAAACGGGACGUUCCUGCCGGCGCCUCUAUCUCGCCACGCGCUGAUCAAAUAUGUAAAGUCCUCGAUUCCCGGCCACGAGUAUUUGGAAGCCGAUUACGAGUGCGCCCCGGGUUACCGUAUGGCAUCAACCGCGAGCCGAUUAGUCUGCCGAGCUCGUCAGUGGGUCGGACAGGUGCCAAAGUGUGAGAUCAAGCAAAAGCCGACCGGGUUGUGCGCCGAGGCGUCCUGCGAGCACGUGUGCAACGAAAUUAACGGCCGUCCCGUCUGCUCCUGCUACGAGGGAUUCAGAAUUCUGGACGAUCGCAAAUGCGUCGACAUCAACGAAUGUUUACUUAACAACGGUCACGGUCCUUGCCAGGACACCUGUCGAAAUCUCAUAGGCGGAUACGAGUGCUCCUGCGAGGGUUUGCAAGACGCGACGCUGGCCGCUGAUAAUCACACGUGCGAAUACAACAAGCACACGGGCCCGUGCAGCGUAAACAACGCCGGGUGCUCUCACACGUGUCUGUCCACGAUGGGUCGGGUGUUUUGCCUGUGCCCGGACGGCUUCAUGCUCGAGGACGACUGGAAAACAUGCCAAGAUGUGGACGAAUGCUCGGUGCCGGAUCUUCAGACGGAGCUGUGUCGCCACGGUUGCAUCAACACCCCGGGCUCUUAUCGAUGCGCGGAGCCCGCGGAGCUCAAGGAUCAACCGGUUCUGGACAGCCUGUCUAUCACCUGCCUGCCGGGUUACGAACAGACGCCCCACGGGACGUGCAUCGAUAUCAACGAGUGCGCGGUGGAUAACGGCGGUUGCACGGAGGUGUGCGAGAACACGGACGGGAGCUUCUUCUGCGCCUGCGACGGGGACGAAAAAGCCUUGUCAUCCGACGGGAAAUCCUGCGUGGAUAUAAACAGCAUCACCUGUUUGCCGCUGAAUACCGUGAGUCGUGGUUACCUAAUUUGUUCUCGAUUGGAAACAUCAAAGCUUUGGCGCGACAGACGAAAAGAGCCCAAUCGACCGGGCACGAGAUGUUUCCUGAAAUGUCCUCGCGGGUACCAGCUUCGCGGUGAUUACGAGCUGACCUGUCGAUCCGACGGCACCUGGGAUGGACCGCAGCACGGAAAAUGCGUCAGAUACAGCAAGCCCCGAUUGGAGUGUCCGAAGGACGUCGUAGCCGAAUUACCGCCCGGCAGAGACGAGGCGUUUGUUACCUUCGAUCAGCCGGUUACCGAUCUCGAUUGGUUCCGUUACGUACGAUCAAAGCCGUCGUGGGGCACGCGACUCGAGGCGAAUCUCACCCCCGGGAUACACGAGAUAACAUUUUACGCGCGACACCCGGUAUCGAAGAAACAGGCCAGCUGCGUUCUACGCAUUAUCGUCAAAGGCGGCGAGGCGCCGAAAGUCAAAGACUGUCCCGGGGACAUCGAGGUUAUCGGGAAAAAUGGGACGUCAAUCACGUGGACGGAGCCGACUUUUACGGACAACGUGAAAGUCACGCGAAUCAAUAACAACGAGAGUCCGGGUCGUCGCUUCGACAUCGGCGGUCACAGGAUCGAGUACGAGGCGAGCGACGAAGCGGGCUGGUCGAGCAAGUGCGUUUUCACCUUGGUACUGCGUGGUCGGAAAUAACCGGAGCACCGAGGCAGAGUCGGAAGAGGAUCCGGAACGCGCGCGGCAGGAGGAAAAGUGAGUGAAAGAGAAAAAGAGAGAGAGAGAGAGGGUGAGAAAAGAGGGAAGAGAGGCACGGCACGUGGAAGAAUAACGAUAAGGUAAUAUAAAUGGAAAUGCCACGGGAGAAACGCGCGAGCUGAGCGCCGCUCCUUACAUAGGAUCCCGUAAUGGAUUCCGUUUUGUCCGGCAGGGGUUACACGCGGAAAAAUACCGGGAUAUCCAUUUGCACGCACAUGCCUCCCUCUGUGAAUCCUCUUUGCGCGCGCGCGCGCGCGCUGCUCUCGCGGUGUGUAUACUUUUACCCUUUUUUCCCCCCGGCGGCGCAACGACACGCGUAAUAAAAUUUCAAAACACACGGGAAUGUUAGACCAAAGAAUUUUACCGCAACGACGUCCGAUAGAUUCACGGGAGUCGAGAGACUUGCCAUUUUUUUUAUCAAGAAUAUACCGUAACGAUAGUUCGGCAGCGACGUGUUCGCGCGAGACGUACGAUAAUAAUAUCGCAACGACAA
Pseudomyrmex gracilis is the source of this 3721-nucleotide messenger RNA. RefSeq lists its product as uncharacterized. Lineage: Eukaryota; Metazoa; Arthropoda; Insecta; Hymenoptera; Formicidae. Gene Ontology annotation, molecular function: calcium ion binding. The transcript has 12 exons. The record is from RefSeq and is a predicted model, not a curated record. Bases 49 to 3168 code for a protein of 1039 amino acids.